This is a messenger RNA of Acanthosepion pharaonis, 1680 nucleotides long. The record is from the annotation of a GenBank genome assembly. Lineage: Eukaryota; Metazoa; Mollusca; Cephalopoda; Sepiida; Sepiidae.
UUGUUCAUAUACGUCACUUCUGGUUUAUCUAUCUAUCUAUCUAUCUAUCUAUCUAUCUAUCUAUCUAUCUAUCUAUCUAUCUAUCUAUGUCUGUUCAUUAUCUAUCUAUCUAUCUAUCUAUCUAUCUAUCUAUCUAUCUAUCUAUCUAUGUCUGUUCAUUAUCUAUCUAUCUAUCUAUCUAUCUAUCUAUCUAUCUAUCUAUCUAUGUCUGUUCAUUAUCUAUCUAUCUAUCUAUCUAUCUAUCUAUCUUAUUUAAUCCGUUCCUUCUUCCUUCUGUCAUUCCAUCCUUCCUUUCUUUGCUUUCCUUUCUUUCGUUCUCCCUUUUAUUACUGCAUAUUAAUCCUUUCGCUUGAACAAUCUUUCUUUGCUUAUCUAUCUAUCUAUCUAUCUAUCUAUCUAUCUAUCUAUCUAUCUAUCUAUCUAUCUAUCUAUCCCACAUUGUUCAUACAUGUCAUUUCUGGUUCAUUUAUCUAUCUAUCUAUCUAUCUAUCUAUCUAUCUAUCUAUCUAUCUAUCUAUCUAUCUAUCUAUCUAUCCCACAUUGUUCAUAUACGUCACUUCUGGUUCAUCUAUCUAUCUAUCUAUCUAUCUAUCUAUCUAUCUAUCUAUCUAUCUAUCUAUCUAUCUAUCCCACAUUGUUCAUAUACGUCACUUCUGGUUUAUCUAUCUAUCUAUCUAUCUAUCUAUCUAUCUAUCUAUCUAUCCCACAUUGUUCAUAUACGUCACUUCUGGUUUAUCUAUCUAUCUAUCUAUCUAUCUAUCUAUCUAUCUAUCUAUCUAUCUAUCCCACAUUGUUCAUAUACUUCUGUUCAUUCUUCUGGUUCAUCUCUAUCUAUCUAUCUAUCUAUCUAUCUAUCUAUCUAUCUAUCCCACAUUGUUCAUAUACGUCACUUCUGGUUUAUCUAUCUAUCUAUCUAUCUAUCUAUCUAUCUAUCUAUCUAUCCCACAUUGUUCAUAUACGUCACUUCUGGUUUAUCUAUCAUUCAUCUAUAUCUAUCUAUCAUCUAUCUAUCUAUCUAUCCCACAUUGUUCAUAUACGUCACUUCUGGUUUAUCUAUCUAUCUAUCUAUCUAUCUAUCUAUCUAUCUAUCUAUCUAUCCCACAUUGUUCAUAUACGUCACUUCUGGUUUAUCUAUCUAUCUAUCUAUCUAUCUAUCUAUCUAUCUAUCUAUCUAUCUAUCUAUCCCACAUUGUUCAUAUACGUCACUUCUGGUUUAUCUAUUCAUCUAUCUAUCUAUCAUCUAUCUAUCUAUCUAUCUAUCUAUCUAUCUAUCUAUCCCACAUUGUUCAUAUACGUCACUACUGGUUUAUCUAUCUAUCUAUCUAUCUAUCUAUCUAUCUAUCUAUCUAUCUAUCUAUCUAUCCCACAUUGUUCAUAUACGUCACUACUGGUUUAUCUAUCUAUCUAUCUAUCUAUCUAUCUAUCUAUCUAUCUAUCUAUCUAUCCCACAUUGUUCAUAUACGUCACUACUGGUUUAUCUAUCUAUCUAUCUAUCUAUCUAUCUAUCUAUCUAUCUAUCUAUCAUCUAUCUAUCUAUCCCACAUUUCCUUUUUUUCCUCCUCCUCCUCCUUCUUCUUCUUCUUUUUCUUCUUCUUUUUCUUCUUCUUUUUCUUCUUUUUCCUCUUCUUCUUCUUCUCGAACUACAAUUUGAAAGAUAUACAUAAGUGUAAUAAAUGCUAA